GUGGGACUGUGUGCCUAAGAAUUGCAUAUAAUAUGCGGAUGUGAUCAUGUGAAUAAACCAGACCCGUAGCCAAUUUUUGCAAACCCCUUCCUUCCACUCACACGUUACUGUGUGAGAUAUUUCGAUGGAAAGCAACGCAGAAUCCCCACUACUUACCUCUACCACAAAAAACGCUCACUUCGUCGGCGACGUCGAAGAUAUCCCUCCGAUCAACGGAAUAAAUGAUUUCUUUGUCCAAUUUGGCGUCGAAUCAAAGAAGCUCUGGUACCUUGCCGGUCCUGCAAUUUUCACUACUGUCUUUCAGUAUUCACUCGGUGCUAUUACACAAACGUUCGCCGGUCAUGUAGGAACACUCGAUCUCGCAGCUGUCUCCGUCGAGAACUCUGUGAUUGCCGGUUUCUCUUUUGGAGUCAUGGUUGGAAUGGGGAGCGCGUUAGAGACUUUAUGUGGGCAAGCAUUUGGAGCAGGUCAGGUGGAUAUGUUAGGAGUAUAUAUGCAGAGAUCGUGGGUUAUCCUGUUCGUCACUGCUCUCAUUUUGUUGCCCCUCUACAUCUUCGCAACUCCUUUACUCCUGUUGAUCGGACAAACCCAUGAUAUAUCUCACGCGGCGGGGCAGAUGGCCAUAUGGAUGAUUCCGCAGCUUUUUGCUUACGCCUUCAACUUUCCGAUCGCCAAGUUUCUUCAAGCUCAGAGAUGGGGGUUAUGGGGCGGAGCUAUCGUGCUCAACCUUUCAUGGUGGUUCAUGGUGAUCGCUCAGAUGAUUUAUAUUCUCAGUGGGACUUGUGGUCGAGCAUGGUCUGGGUUUAGUUUGGGCGCUUUCAGUAAUCUGUGGAGCUUCGUUAAGCUUUCCUUAGCAUCAGCUAUCAUGCUUUGCCUAGAAACAUGGUAUUUUAUGGCAUUGGUACUUUUUGCUGGAUAUUUAAAGAACGCAGAAAUCGCGGUGGAUGCGCUGUCAAUAUGCACAAACAUUGUUGGGUGGGCAGUUAUGAUAGCAAUCGGAUUCAAUGCAGCUAUCAGCGUAAGGGUGUCAAAUGAAUUAGGGGCAGCCCACCCAAGAACUGCCAAGUUCUCAGUGGUGGUAGUGAUUUUUUUUUCGUUUAUAAUCGGCGUUUUGCUGGCCAUAAUCCUAGCCAUUUUCCGGCAUCAAUAUCCAGCCUUAUUUGCUGAUAAUUUACAAGUUCAACAAGCUGUUUACGCUCUUACCCCAUUGUUAGGGGCUUGCCUUAUCAUUAACAAUAUCCAACCCGCACUUUCUGGGGUUGCAAUUGGGGCAGGAUGGCAAGCUGUGAUUGCUUACAUAAAUAUAGCAUGCUACUACAUCUUUGGCGUUCCUUUGGGACUCACUCUAGGAUUUGUUGCCGAUUGGGGUGUAAAGGGUAUAUGGGUAGGCAUGUUGACGGGAACGGUGGUCCAGACUUUGAUCUUAAUUUGGAUUUGCUUCCGAACCAACUGGGAAAAAGAGGCAUCCAUGGCCGAAAAGAGAAUACAAAACUGGUCGGGUCAAAAAGCGUUGGAGGGAGAGCAAUAAAAUGUACUAUGAAGUUUGUUUGAUCUAAAUUUUGAUCCGAAUCUGUGUGCAAUUUCUCAUUUAAUUAAUAUCUCUAUCCCAUAUGAUAAUUAUUUCAUGAAAAUAGCAUCAAACACAAUCAUGAUAUCCAAAUCUGAUGUACAAUUGGUGUUUUCAUGGUAACUGAUUGUUCAGAUUGCAUUAGGAGCC
Lactuca virosa is the source of this 1717-nucleotide messenger RNA. Lineage: Eukaryota; Viridiplantae; Streptophyta; Magnoliopsida; Asterales; Asteraceae. The record is from the annotation of a GenBank genome assembly.